Prunus dulcis (almond) is the source of this 2025-nucleotide messenger RNA. RefSeq lists its product as uncharacterized. NCBI's taxonomy places the organism in Eukaryota, Viridiplantae, Streptophyta, Magnoliopsida, Rosales, Rosaceae. Gene Ontology annotation, molecular function: RNA-DNA hybrid ribonuclease activity; nucleic acid binding. Bases 1 to 2025 code for a protein of 674 amino acids. The transcript has 2 exons. The record is from RefSeq and is a predicted model, not a curated record.
AUGGGCCGNGCUCCUUUGUUGUCAACCCCUGAGCACGGAGACAUCCUCGUGNUUUAUCUCUCCGUCUCAGCUUCGGCUGUUAGCUCNGUGCUCAUUCGAUCGAAGGACAACGCGGAGCACCCAGUGCAUUAUGUUAGNAAGGCAUUGCAAGAUGCCGAAGUUCGAUACCCAGACAUCGAAAAAUUGGCGUUCGCCCUGGUCGUCUCGGCUAGACGCCUCCGACCAUAUUUCCAAGCUCACACCAUCCAUGUCUUAACCAACCAACCNCUCCGACAGGUGUUGCAGAAGCCAGAAACCUCUGGGAGACUGGUUAAAUGGGCUAUUGAACUUGGCGAGUUUGAUAUUCAUUACAAACCCCGCCCGGCUAUGAGGGGGCAGGCCGUUGCUGACUUCUUAUCUGAAUUCACGGAGCCCCAAGCUUCUGCAGCUACCCAGCUCAUAACCGAACCCAAUCCCUCUCCGAGCCANGACCAAACCCCCACCAAAAACACUCUCGACCUAACCCAGCCCCUGUGGACCUUAUUNGUGGAUGGCUCUUCUAAUGCCCAGGGGUGUGGGGCCGGCCUCGUUCUCGUCUCCCCAGACAAGGUUGCCCUCGAGUACGCCCUCCGCUUCAAUUUCCAAGCCUCNAACAAUGAGGCCGAAUAUGAAGCACUCUUAGCUGGNCUUCGCCUAGCCAAAGAGAUGGACGCCNGGCAAAUUCAGAUCUUCAGCGAUUCACAACUCGUGGUCCAUCAAGUUAACCAAGACUUCACGGCUAAGGAUGCCUCUAUGACGGCUUACCUCCAGCAUGCUCGGCACUUGCUGGCAACCUUCCAUGCCCACACUAUCAAGAAAGUGCCGCGCUCAGAGAAUAGCCAUGCCGAUGCACUAGCCAGGUUGGCUUCAGCCUUGGAGCAAGGAAUGGGUCGCCACAUCCACAUCGAGUUUUUGGCCCAGCCCAGCACAAAAGCCCCACUCAUCUGCACAAUUGACCACAGCCCUACAUGGAUGGACCCCAUCCUCCAGUUCUUGCAGAACCAAACACUACCGGCUAACCCAGCCGAGGCGAGAUGCGUCCGCCAUCGCUCUGCCCGUUACCUGGUCAUUAACGGCUCCUUAUAUAAGCGAGGCUUCAGCCUCCCUUACCUUCGAUGCCUGACUCCAGAGGAAGGUCACUAUGUCCUCCGAGAAAUCCAUGAAGGCAUCUGCGGCAACCACUCGGGCGCACACUCGCUAGCCCAUAAGGCAAUCCGCCAAGGAUACUUCUGGCCUUCACUCCACACUGAUGCCCAGGCCUUCACCCAGAAAUGCGACAAGUGUCAGCGAUUUGCCAACAUCCCACAACUCCCAGCUGAACCAUUGACCGCCAUGGUCAGCCCUUGGCCAUUUGCCCAAUGGGGACUGGAUCUCAUUGGACCCAUGCCAGAGGGCAAGGGCCAAGUCAAAUAUGCAGUUGUGGCUGUAGACUACUUCACCAAGUGGGCUGAGGCCGAGGCCCUGGCCACUAUCACUGCGGCUCGCAUCGAAUCUUUUGUGUGGCAAAACAUUCCAAGGGCUGCUGGCCAGAGCUACUCCCGGAAGUACUGGUCCUAUCGCACCACCUUCCGCACAUCCACGGGUGAGACGCCAUUCUCCCUAUCUUUUGGAACCGAGGCCGUGGCUCCGGUAGAGAUUGGCCAGCCCACAUACCGAACGUCCACUUACGACGCCACGGCCAAUGACGAGCAGUUGGCACUCAACCUCGACUUCAUUGACGAGCUUCGGGACCAAUCGAGCAUGCGCAAUGUCGCGUACAAACAAUGCAUCGCCAAAUACUACGACUCCCGAGUCAAGCCCCGUGCUUUCAAAAUGGGGGACUGGGUCAUGCGCAAGGUUUCCUUGGCUACCAAAAAUCCUAACGAAGGUACCCUCGGCCCUACAUGGGAAGGUCCUUACGAGAUUAUCAAAAUCUGCCGACCCGGCACUUAUAAGCUUCGCGACUCAACAGGCAAGACGCUGCCUCACCCGUGGAACGCUGACCACCUCAAGUACUACUACAAGUAA